Messenger RNA from Trichophyton rubrum CBS 118892, 1167 nucleotides. RefSeq lists its product as uncharacterized. Bases 1 to 1167 code for a protein of 388 amino acids. The transcript has a single exon. NCBI's taxonomy places the organism in Eukaryota, Fungi, Ascomycota, Eurotiomycetes, Onygenales, Arthrodermataceae. The record is from RefSeq and is a predicted model, not a curated record.
AUGGCCGACAUCCACAGCCUCCCCGUCGAGAUCCUCUAUCUCAUCCUCUCCUUCAUCAGCGCAAGCCCGCCGCCGACCGCAGACGAACGCGCACUGCGAGACCUCCCCAGCCACGCCGUAACGUCUUCCGGAACGACCGACCUCAAGAGCGUCUCGCGCGUGUGCCGUCAGUUUCGAGAGUUCUCCCGCGAGCACCUGUUCAGCUUCUGCCGGUACGAGCUGCGCGACCAGGACCGGUUCCUGACCUUCAUCAGCCGCCAUGGCCUGGCCGAGCACGUCAAGAGUGUCACCGUCUCGGUCCGCAGCAUAUUCCCCGGCAGCGAGAAGCAGCUGUGGUGGAAGACGCUGUUUGCGGCCCUGAACCCGACGACCGUCACCGUUGUUGCGCCGCCGUUCAUGAUCGCGGACAUGGCGCAGUGCGCUCUCCAGGGCGACAAAUGGGCCUUUGACAUGCCGCUGCAGACCAUCCAGUUCCGCCAGCAGCAGCAGCAGCAGCGGCAGCAGCAGCAGCAGCGAGACAAACAGCCUGAUACCCAGAUGAUCAUGCCAGCAACUGAGGGAGAGAACCGUGGCAGCGGCGGCGACGACGACGACAGCUUUCUCACCGCGAAGCCGUGGACGCAGCUGCUGUUUAACGAGGGCUCGUCUCUGCAGGCGUACAGCGUGGAAGAUUACUUCCGCCUGCGGCCUCCGUCCGUCAUCAACUACUGGGGCUCCGUCGACCCUUUGCAAGCGGUCAACCUCCCGUAUCCUGCCUCGGCCAUCUCGCGGCUAACCUCGUUUCGCUACAUUGCCGUCUUCCCCUUCUACAGCCAUACUAACCUGGUGCUUAAACUGUUCCGUAGCAUGACCAACCUGCGCUCGCUGGCCCUGCAGCUCUCGCCGCCGGAGUGGAGUAAUAUCUUUGAAAGGGAGCAGAAGAACUCGACCAUGGAUCCGGAGAAUGCCUGGAUGGAGUUGGAGACGGGAUACUCGCUUGUCCCUCAUUCGGUGCGGUAUCUAGGUGUACAUGGCCAUCUGGUCGAGUUCAGAGCUCUGGAUUAUAACCUGCCGCCGCAGAGGAGCUAUGUUUUCAGAACCAUGCAUCAGGUCCUUAAUCUCGCCUGGCAGCAUGACGGGCACGGCCGAUGGGUUAAACGGCCGGCUGCUUCGAACACUUCAGGCUGA